CACAUGAUGAAGAACAAGCUUAGGAUAGAGAAGGAACAAUAUAUUUAAUAUGAAUAAAAGAUAUAAGAUAAUAUUCAGCAGAGACCACGCCUGCAUGGCCGAGCCAUGCUAUUCGAUCAACUCCAAUUCAUUCAAUUCAUUGUUCGCGCCUUCUCCAUCGUUAGGUAUUUCUCCGCGUUAACUAUUGAAUAUCUAUUUUCCGAGCAAUCACGUAUUCAGCUUUGAGGAUUGUGUGGUUAUUGUCCAAUGCCACCACACUACUCUCCCACUAGAAUCAACUUGGUGUUGGUUCAAUACCAAGUUGGAUGGGAUUGUCGCGCGCCGGAGGUUACCAAGAUUAGGUAGAAUCCUCCGGAUAUUGAUAAACUGAAAGAUAAAUCAAAAAGAAUGCGGCAGCAUCUGGUCGGGAAAUACAUAUAAUAGUUAUAAAAUAUCUGCCUUCAUGCUUAACACGCUUAAAAUGAAAAUUUGGGUGAAGAUUGUUUGAGCUAUAAAAAAAUGGGGUUACAAUAGUAAUAAUGAAACGAUACGUGUUAAUAGACGUUGGUUAAUAACUUAACGUAUAGGUAGUAAGUAUUUUGUGUUUAGAAAUAUUAAAGUAAUGAAUAUUGUAGAAACGUUAAUAUUGAUAUUAGUUUUGGUUUAAAUUAUGAAAUCAAAUAACGAUUAUACCGGUCAGCUGUCCAUAUGAGUUGAUUUCCACUUGCAUCUGUAUUAGCAGGCUAACUGAAAGAACAUAAGUAUUACCGUGGAGAAGAAUUCCAACUAGGGUUCCAGUUAGUUUGAUACGGUUUAUUUAGUUACAUGGAGAUUUUCUCAAUCUCGUUUUUACUUGACCGUGAUAGAAUUUAUUAAUACUACUAAUAUACAUGAAAGGUUGUUAAAACAAAAUUUAAAUACGUGAGUGUUAAUUAUGUGAAUUUUGGACAGAUAACUAGGAACAAAUCGUUAAACAUGAGUGUAUUCGUAAGAGACAUGCUCUAGACUCAAUAUUCUGAUCUGCGGCAGACUAUUUAUUUAUAUUUAUACUUGCCUCCUGAUUGGGCAUACAAGUUAGUUGCAAGUACGCGGUUUAUCAUAAAGCGGAAUACGAUUUAAUUGAAAUACAGUGGUUAUAAGUUAUUGAAAUCAGUUAAGCCUAUGUCAUAUUACUAAGUGAUGUGGUGCUGCAAGAUGUAUUUGGCUAAAUAAGUUUUAACCAGAUGAUUAAAUAGUGAGUGAUGCUCAUGUGAUUAUCAGGGAGAACAUAAGCUGUAACCAAGGGGAGUACACUCGCACCUCAUGUCUAUGAUAAUUGCUUGAACCUUAGUCAGUGUUGGGGUAAAUUCGACAUUGAUGUUUUCAGUUUGCAGGAGAUUUGCUCGACUGCUUAUACUGAUUAUUUGCAUGCAUGAUUGUGUCGCUAAACCAUCAAUAAGACUGACAAGGUUUUGAGAUAUUUACUGAAUGAGUAACUGAUAGAGAAACAUACUGUAAUCAUCUGUAGUGAAUGAAAAUAAACGAAAAACAACACUAGUGAUAAUUAAAGUCAAUUUACUGACCGAUUUUGUUAAUAGUUUCAUUAAUUUUAUCAAUCAUAUUACGUGAUUGUCAAGUCAUGACAAUGCUUUAUGACGAUAUCCUGAAACUAUUACGUUUAACUAGUUAUAAUGUUGAUUGAGGAUUAGUCAGUGAAAAAAUAGAUAUUGUUGCUUUAGGUGAUUCGAAAUUAUCAGAAAUUUAUAACGUUAAAGAAUCCGAGACGCCUAAUUUAAUUAUAAGUUUCAACUCGGAAAUAUUCGUUUAGUGUUAAUUCCAGUAGGCUACGGAGUUUUGAUUUUAAACGUUUGUUUAGCCAACAACUACCCGAGGAUUUAGUUACUUUACUAGUGCAGUCGAUAGUACCUAAAUUUUUAAUUUUAUUAUCUAAACUAUGUUCGCAUUUUAGGCUAAUCCAUAAACCCAAAUACGAUUAGCAACAACGACUAUGAUGGGUUUAUUGAUAAAUGUUAAAGGCGAUUCAGAUGAUUUCUAAAUUUAGAAGACAUGAAGAUAUAGUGCAACGCAUGUACGGGCCAGGUUAAGAAGCAGGUUAUUGACGUAUAUGACAACUUAAAAAUAAUGAACAUGACCAGAAAGAUAAUUUUAAAGUUAAGACUGCUUAUGAAACUUCAGGCAGGAAUAUGACGCGUUAUAAACAUUCCAUAAGAAUUUACUGCAUUUAGCCUAGGGACACUUGCAAAUAUGUGGCAAAAGAAACUGGAAAAUAUAUACAUGUUAAGUGCAAAAAAAUCACCCAGUAAAAUAGUUGAACUCGCCUGGGUUAUUUUUGAAAAUUGUAUUAUUCAGUGGACGACAUAUAUAACGCCAUUCGUGAGUAGUAAUGAUCCAAAAGUUUCCAGAAUAAAACAUGCAGUAUGGCAAUUAAUUGCAUGGUGCUUAAUGCUGUUGAGGUUUUUGGGACUCGCUCUGAUCAGAACAAUCGAAUGAAUCCAGAUAAUUGUGUGGUUGUUAUUGAAUGAGCCAUCUAAAAUGACCUUAUGAUUUCAGGAAACUUAUAGUUGAAUCUCACCGUAUGUUUUUGGAGUAGUCAUCCUUGUUGUUUUGCAAUGGAACUCGAAAAUAUGAAAUUAGGCAGGCAGUGGUCGGAAGAAAGAUAUUACAAGAUAGUGCAUAGUUUAAAACAGGAUGAGGUGUUAAGUGAAGGAACAUUGAGAAUUAGAUCCAGAUAACUAUUUAGUCCUUGGUUGCAUUGUUAGUCGAUGUAUAUUUACGCUAUUUACAGGUCAUAUUUGCUAGAGCUUGAUGUUUAAACAAGACUAUGUCGCUGAAGCAUGUAAAUGCUAUUAAAGCUUGUUAACGAACCAUCAAAGCUAAUUACUUGAUAUAGGCGAACAGUUUUUAUUAUCGCUUGAGCUAGUAUGUCAUGAGAGCUAAUCAAUAUAACCUUAUGAUAAUACUUGUGAGCAUUAAUCAGAGGACUAUUAGAAUAUUGGGUUAACAUAAAUAUAAAAUCGAUCAAGGAAGUUAAAGUGGAAAUAAUGAUUAUUUGUAUUAGGUUGCGUUUCUUUAGUCGGGCUUACCAAUGUGGAAUUAUGGUCUAUUAGGAUAUUAGUACUGCUCUAAUAAUAGACCUAAUCCUAAAUUUGUAGAUUUGUCAUGAUAUAACUGCCUAAUCUAUAAGAUCUUACGUGGAAGUCACACUAUCCACUACACCAACUCACUGUAUCGUAACAACUACCAACACAUGAUGAAGAACAAGCUUAGGAUAGAGAAGGAACAAUAUAUUUAAUAUGAAUAAAAGAUAUAAGAUAAUAUUCAGCAGAGACCACGCCUGCAUGGCCGAGCCAUGCUAUUCGAUCAACUCCAAUUCAUUCAAUUCAUUGUUCGCGCCUUCUCCAUCGUUAGGUAUUUCUCCGCGUUAACUAUUGAAUAUCUAUUUUCCGAGCAAUCACGUAUUCAGCUUUGAGGAUUGUGUGGUUAUUGUCCAAUGCCACUACAUCUCCAUUACUGGUAUAAAAGACAUGAGUAUUUGGAAGGAAGUGACGAGAAACGCUAUGCAAAGCGAUACUGGCUUAUGAAACAAGGCUUAUGUUGGCAGAAGUAGAAUGCAUUCAUUUGUGAUUACAAAUCAGUUUAUAUUGGUUCAAGUAAGACCAGAUGUUCAAGUCAGUAGACUGUUUUAAAAGGAUGCGAGAUAACCAUAAAGAAACAACACUGCUUAUCGCCUGAAAAGACAGAUGCGGAAAUUACAUGUGAUCUUCACUGAUCCCAGCAAUACCAUUUUGCUGUGAGACAAUGGAGUAAAAUGGAAACAUUAAACACAUUAAUAUUCACAACUUGAAAUAGUGCAGCUUAGUGGCUAAAAUAAACUUCUUUUGACACAGUUAAAAAUUUGAGACAGCCUGAAGAUCCAGGGGUAUAGAAAUCAACUAGUUCAAACCAUGUAGCUCUAUUGGAUAGUGCUAGCCGUUUUGUCCUACCGAAGGUCGUGACCAGGUAUGUAUACGCGCCUUUUAUGUAAUUCCACAUUUUUCAAGUAGGAGACUUUCUGAGUUGAUUUAAUGGAGCCGAAUGUCUAACACCACUUUUUUCAGAAGACUACAGAUUUUUCCAGCUAAAUAUUAACAUUUAAUCCAUGGCAUCCGCACUGUUUUAACACUAGAUAUAUGCAUUUUACCCGAUCCCCUUUUUUUGAAAUAAAUUUUGUCCGUUUUGGGUAGAUUUUGGGGAAGCCGCAAUAAAAAACUCAGGGACUUUUUGUGGAGAUGUUACAAAACCCCAAAAUUUUCCCAGGUUUGGGGAAAGUCCUUAAAGUUUUCGACAAAUAUCUCUCCAGAAUUUUAUAACACUGGGGUUUUUCCCCAAACUUCGUGAAAAACUGCCAACUUUCUUACGGAUUUGUGGAAAAUCUCGAAUUUUAUUCAAAAUCGGGGGAUCGGGACCUACUAUCAUCUCGUUCUCUCUGUUUUGGGGAAUUUUCGGGCUUUUCCUAAUAACACUUAGCAGCUUUCCCCAAAUUUUGGGGAAAUUUCCUCGAACCUGGGGAAGCUUUUGGGGUUUCUGUGUCGUUUACCCAAAAUUCUUUAUAGCGACUUCCACAAAAUGAAUAAAAUUCUCACCAAAGUAUGGAGAUUGGGAUUUAGAUACAAUACACAUCAAGUUAAGAUUUGUAACCUAGCUAGUUGUAACUGUUGAUUAUCAUAUAGUAAUCUAUAUAUAAAUAUAUCCAUGAUAGAUUUGACUUAAUGUAAUUAUGUACGAUAUAUGAACAUAUGAAAUCAGAUAUCUGAUGUCAUACAUCUCGAAUUCGAGAUGUGAUGGAACUGUAUGCUAACGCUAACUCAAGCUCACGACAUAGCUUAUUUGAAAGCACCUUCAUUUAAGCGUGGUUUAAAAUCCGUAUCUAUCCACUGAGUCUGCUAUCACUUCCAUCACGCUUCACCACCCUAUGUAAAUCAUUCAAACAGCUUAGUCAACAGCAUAUGUUGUUGACAUUGUGACCUUUUUCAUUUCCAGUAACAUUCCGGAGAUUUUAUUUUCAGUCUUUAGUCGAAACUUUCGCCUUUGAAAUCCUUUGUCUGAUUUCUUAUAGCCAAUGAUUCGAAGUGGUCAGAAUAUUGCUGUAAAUUUUAACUUCUACAUCAGCCCUGUGCAUCUGUUUGUAAUCAAAACAUCCAAUCUUAUUUCGAACUUUGAUCUUUGAAUGUAAAGGUCCAAAUUUGUAUACAAGGCUUACAAAUACGAGGAAGUAAUAAGAACUGCGGUUUUUUAAAACGAAUUUUGUUCAUUCCAUUGGUUUUUCUUGACCUGUGUAUUUCUUACACCGACUAACCUAAAUUCACGGAUUUAAUUCCUAUCACAAUGUUCCCACUUUCGUUCUUACUUGUGCCGCCUUUCAUCAAAGCUGUUUUACAUUGUUAUGACCGAAAGGCAUCAUACAGUUUGAUCAGCUGCUCUGUACCCCUAAUUAACUUCUCCUGUGUAUAAACAUAAAGAUUGUGCAUUCAUGACGGGAACACUGGAAGCUGGGAGUAAUGAGUCGGAUGAGUCUGUUGAGGCAUGGUGGGAGAGAUUUUUAAAGCAAAAGCUUGCUGAUGAUGAGUUAGAUGUAGAGCUCCGGUCUGCAUGGGAGAACUGUGUUCAGAGACGAGCUAAAUUUGCUCAAGAAGUCAAACGAAUAAUGGAGUUAUAUCAACCAAUAGAGAAGUUACUUAACUCUACACUUAAAUCCGAUCGUGAACAACGAGGUCAAAGUCUCUAUAGAGAAUGGGGUAAAAUACGUCGUAAAGAAUGCCUUCUAGCUUAUUAUGAUAACGAUACAUUUCGUGCCACUUACACUCGACAACGUUAUAUAAAUAGUUCUACAAGUUUCCUUCAGGCUUUAGUCUAUCGAAUUAUACCGGAAAAUCCAGACGUUGAAGUUUAUUUACGGGAUCAUGUUAGUCGUAUUAUUAGUAUUGGUGUUGGUCCCGGGCCAGAUAUAGCUGCUUAUUUGGCAUAUGCACGUUGUCGUGGCUUCACUCAACGUAUUAUUUAUUUUGCCAUUGAUCAAUGUGCUGGAUGGGGCAAUUAUCUAGCUGCUUUUGAUCGUCAAUGGUCAUCUGAAUAUCAAGUGUCUGUUUGGUUUAAAAGUUCACGUUUUAAUAAUCGGGAUGAUGUAGAGACACUACCAGAUGCAGACAUGGUAGUAUUUAGUUUUGCUAAUACAGCUCUUAUGGCUAGUACUAUUUGGCCGUUGUUACAACAGCGUUAUCGAUUCAUCAUUGUUUUAGAUGGAAUUAAGGAGGUUGUUGUUGAUAGUUUCUUGAAUGCUGGAUUUAAAGAUAUUACUCUUACUGAACGAACAAAAGUGUAUUAUCAUUUUAAUGGAAUCCUUCCACUUGAAUCAUCUACAACAUUAGAUCAUGUACUAUGCAGUUAAAUUGUAUUCUUCCUUCUAUUUUUUUUUCUACGAUUUCUCAUUGCUUUUAUACACAUUAUUUUGUAUGAUAGUUUUAAACAAAACAACUAUUUUCUUUUCUUUUUCUUUUUUUUGUUGUUGUUGAAAUCUCAUAGUUCUCUCCUCUUUUUCUAUCUAUUUGAUAUUUUUACGUUUAUCAUCGAGAUAUUGAAAUCUUAACUAUGGUACAACAGAGACUGCGGUACACAUCUAUAUUUUGAUUCAUAACUUUAUGUAUAUAUAAGUAUAGAGGAUUUGUGAAGAUUGCGGAAUUUUUCGCUUCAUACCACAAAAUAACUUUUAGUUUGGUAACCAUUUAAAGCUUAAAAGCCCUACGCAACUGUUUCAUCUUAGUGUAUUACUCUUCGGCAGUACGGAGGUUCGAACCCAAGACCUUAGGGAAAUUGUUACAAGCAUUCAAAUAUUAAACUAAUGAGUCGGUAUCCAGGGGGUUACGAGCUUAACUGUAAUCACUUCAGGGUGUUAAAUAAUAACUGUACAAUGUUAUUGUGGAAAUCUACCUUACACCAGGAAUAACUGAAAUUCAUAGCUUAAACAAAUAAAUCAGUGAACGCCGGUUCAGUGGUCUAAAUGUUGUCCACCUGAAUGCCUGAAAGUCCCGGGUUGUCUUGAAUACACACUACUGAGCAGUCCCAUACCAGGACAUAGUUGUUUUUGACAAUCAUUUAGCUAAGGUCAGUUCGUGAUGAAAACUAUAAAAACAUUUUAAAUAAAGUGUCCUGUCUUAGUCUGAACACUUAAGGCUCUACAUAGAGUUGUGUUAUACUAGAAUUGAUUAAAGUUGGGUACGUAGACCUAUUUCAAUCAACUCAGAUGGUUUCAUGAGUUUCACGAGGCAUGAAGGUUUUAAUAAUGAACUAUGUUGAUCUUAGGAUUGAGUAUUGAUGAGGUUUCCCAAGUUAGGACGAAACGUCGGUUGUGUUUUCUUUUCUUUACAUGGUUCUCAAACCGAUGUAAGUUUACGAUAGAAAUUACUUUAGAAUAUUAAAACUACACACAAAGCAGAAGAAAUUUUCUCAACUAUAGAGUUAUUAUGAUGUAAGAUUUGUAAGUGUGAGU
Molecule: messenger RNA, 7501 nt
Organism: Schistosoma haematobium
Lineage: Eukaryota; Metazoa; Platyhelminthes; Trematoda; Strigeidida; Schistosomatidae
Exons: 6
Coding region: 5489-6403 (304 amino acids)
Source: RefSeq, a predicted model, not a curated record